AUGUCACUAGGUGCCGCGCAGAGUAACCCGGAGAAUGAUACGCAAAUGCGAGUGUCGGAGGCAACAUUAAUGCAACCUCAGCGACAUCCUACUGCACUACUCGAGGCCCCAGACAUCUGGGAGGUAGCCAUAGGUGCUCCAGGAUCUCCCGAAGAGUCAUUAGAGCCCUUUUUUCAGAUCUCCCGUCUCUUUCGUACACAUCAUGCUGAGGGACAUCCACUCCCAACAGUAUCGACCUUGUUUGGACUUCUGGAGCUGAAUCUUCAGUUGACCGUCAAGAGGCAACAGACUUGGCUUAUGCCGAAGCUAUGGAAUCGAAUUCCUUAUCUGUGGUCCACCCAACGAUGUCAAAUGACGGCAAUUCUUCACGAUGCAUCUGUGCCACCGUCAGGUGGUCCACAGAUGCUGACGGCACCUAAGAUUGCAAUACUUGAACAGAUCGUGGGUGUAGAUGCCCUCAAUAUCCAAGCACUUGCACGGCUAUCGCGCCCAUCAUCCUUCUAUAUUCAGCGACUUAUAGUCCAAUUGGUUGACCGGAUUACUUCAACAUUGCUGGGCAGUUCAACAAAAAUCACGCACUCUACCUCUGACGGAGCGACUGUCCCAUUGAUCGGAAUGAUAUAUUCACCUGGCUUCAAUAUCCGCAGCAUUUGGGGUCCUCAAGCGGAAUCCAGUUUGGCUGAACUUACCAGGAAACAUGAUGAAGACUUAGCAAAUGGAAUUCAGGAUGUCCCACGUUCAGCAGCAAUCGAUCUGCUUCGCAUGCUCAUCAACGGAGGUCUCUCACUGCCAGCUGAGAAGGAUGAUGAUUUGCGGGUCUCACCCGAGCAUGUCUAUGGAUCAAAUCGUUUUUUGGCCAAUCGAACUGUUUUGGUCCUGCCUCUCAUCUCCGAUCCUGGGCGAGACAUUUACAAGGUGUCUAAACUGCAAUGGAAAAAGCUUUCUACCGGUGACUACUCCUGGUUAACUUCGGAUGGUCGCGUCUGA
Messenger RNA from Serendipita indica DSM 11827, 987 nucleotides. Lineage: Eukaryota; Fungi; Basidiomycota; Agaricomycetes; Sebacinales; Serendipitaceae. The record is from the annotation of a GenBank genome assembly.